Bombus terrestris (buff-tailed bumblebee) is the source of this 10658-nucleotide messenger RNA. It is a transcript of the gene hth, whose product is annotated as homeobox protein homothorax. Gene Ontology annotation, biological process: positive regulation of cell population proliferation; positive regulation of transcription by RNA polymerase II; embryonic pattern specification. The transcript is spliced from 15 exons. NCBI's taxonomy places the organism in Eukaryota, Metazoa, Arthropoda, Insecta, Hymenoptera, Apidae. Bases 2184 to 3716 code for a protein of 510 amino acids. The record is from RefSeq and is a predicted model, not a curated record. Gene Ontology annotation, molecular function: DNA-binding transcription activator activity, RNA polymerase II-specific; RNA polymerase II cis-regulatory region sequence-specific DNA binding.
GCCUCCCACUCCUUCGUGUAGCACGGCGCUGAUUGACAGUUAGCGAACGACUGCGGACGGCGCAGGAUCUAAAACCGCGCUAGGCGCUGCUCUCCACGCUCGCUCGCUCGUUCUGCUCUUCUCUUACCCGUGGAUCUACCCGGUGCUUUUUCGUGGGGGAAGAACUCGAAACACGCAUAUUCCCGUGGCUGCCUUUGCCUGCCGGCCCGCGCGCAACAUAUACACCAACCUUCCACCUUCUGUCCGCCGGAGUUACGAGUGGCACACGCAGUAGUAGUUACGGUAAGGGAGGUGGGUCGGACGCCGUCUCGCGGACAGCUCUCUCGCGCGUCACCUCUUCUCUCACUCCUCUGCGUGACCGGUUCGUUCGUUCAGUAAUCGCCGCGAGGAGGAACGCGCUUCUUCUUCCGCCGCGAACUCUCCGUCGACGACGUGUAUUCCGCACCGUUUCUCCACCUUGUCGCGUGGAGAAUAUUGCCGCUGGUACGAACCGCGAAUCGCUCGGUGUGUCUAUUCGUUUAUCAUCGUAAAACAACGGGCAACCACAGAUAUGUAAUUUUGCGCGCGGUAACGCAAUAUUCGCAAACAAAGAGAGAGAGAUACAUCGUUGCAACGCCGAUACCGCCGCACCACCGACGCUCGACCUUUCGUUCGUGUCGCGCGAAUACGCGACGACGAACGAACUCGACUACCACGAAUCAUCCUAUUUAACCACAGUGGACUGUUGUUUGUCGCGCUUGUGCGACCUAUGCACGGGAACCUUUCUGCUUGACCAACUCAACGACAGCCCGUCGUCAUCGUCCGAUAGAAUUAUCGCGAAAGUAAUAUUAUCCGCAUAUCGGGCAGAUAUCUUGGUUUCUUUGUUUCGUGCACAAGUUUUGAAGCAACAGUGUGACGCGCGCGCGAUCGACGGCCACGCGAGUUAAGCCGUCCGCCCGUGUGCUCCGCUCGAUUUCCCUGUCUCCUUUCGUUGGAACGAAACCCCAACGACAGCCUUGAUUUCGCGCCAAUACUCCAACGACUACAUCGUAACGAAGGAUGUAAACGUGUUCCGGCAGUGACGUAUGUAAAUCUCUCCGGUGUUUAUCCGUGCCGUUUUAUCUGUGAAAACAACAAUAAUAAUCAGUGCAGCCGAGAAUUGCUCUCCGACGGUCGACGUGAUAAACCGUGUGUCGAUUCUGAGCAGACAGCAGCGACGCAGCAGCAACAGCGAUAAUAUCCGUGACAACUAGAGAUCGAGUGAUACGUCGUGGUGAUACAAAUCAGUUUUCGGUAGAAACGUGAUCGUGAAUCUUGUCCGUCGGGAAACAGAAAUAAUCUGUUGUUUCGUGUCGUAUAUCGGUGAAGUUCGAUUUAUCCGUCUUUGAUAUUAACGACCAAGAGAAACUUAUUUCAAACUAUCGUCGAAUAUCCGCAAGCUUAACAUAAAUAAUAGCGUCGAACAGAGAACCUAUGAAAGACCACGUGUUGGAAAAAGCGAACAACUCGAGCGUAUAAUGUGGCGAAACUGACGCUACGGAGAGACACGCUCCGUGGGUGCUUGUUUUGGUCUGUGAAUAUCAACGGAACAUCCGGCGGUGUGACCGCGACGAUGAGGAAGCACGUGUGUCCGGCCGUAGCCGUAGUCCUGCUGCAGCGUUCAAUCGCGCGUGCUGAGCUCUGCUGACGCUCGCCCCGAUUUCUCGUCGUCACACAGAGUAUCUCGUGUCGCCGGUUGACUCGGAUCCGGGGAUCGUCGAGGACCGACGGAGCCAACAGCACGCGUUAAUAGUGGUUAAAGUGCAGAAGAACAGUCUCCAAGUGCUGUGGGCCCGUUUUAUUGCGAACCGUCGGCCGUGCUCCAUCGUUAGACAAUACUGUGAUUCACCAUCGUGACAUAACAAAGCUGAGAAAUAGAAAUUUGGAAGCCGAUAGCGAAUUACUCGAGAACGGACGUUUGCCCUGGCGACGCUGUAGCGUCGUUCUCUCUUGGUUGUUCUGUUCAUUCGACGAAGGCAAUAAUCCGCGAGUCCUCUGAGUGUGACGAACGGGAAACGGGCAAACCGAUCGCCCCGAUAAGGCGAAUCGAAAAGUGGGGAAACCAGUGUGUGUGAAGUGUUCGAGGUUACUUGCUUAUACUGUGGGAAAAUACAGCCGCUACGGUGGCUCAGCACGCAGAGUUCCCCGGCGCGGCCAGGGCGUUCAUGGCGCAGCCAAGGUAUGACGACGGCGGGCUGCACGGGAGUUACCUCGAGGGCGGAGGUGGCGGAGGUGGCGCAGGGCUGUACGAUCCGCACGGGAGCGCCCGAGGCGUACCAGGUCUCCAUCACAGUCCACACCUCGGAAGUAUGGGACCUGCACAUCCCCAGUAUCCACCGCCCCCGCCACAACCACCCCAACACGUUCUCGCGGCGGCAGCCGCGGCUGCAGCAUCUGCGGUACCCGAUGUCCACAAACGCGACAAGGACGCGAUUUAUGGACAUCCCUUGUUCCCGCUUCUUGCGUUGAUUUUCGAGAAGUGCGAGCUGGCGACGUGUACACCGCGUGAACCCGGCGUUGCGGGUGGUGACGUAUGCUCGUCAGAAAGCUUCAACGAGGACAUCGCUGUCUUCUCUAAACAGAUCAGACAAGAGAAACCCUACUACAUUGCGGAUCCGGAGGUCGAUUCGCUGAUGGUACAGGCGAUCCAGGUCCUCCGGUUUCACCUCCUCGAGCUCGAAAAGGUCCAUGAACUAUGCGACAAUUUCUGCCACCGGUACAUCAGCUGCUUAAAAGGAAAGAUGCCGAUCGACCUAGUGAUCGACGACAGGGAGAGCUCGAAACCACCGGAGAUCGGGAACGGUCUGGACGGUGGCGGACCAAGGAGCACCGCUGACAGCACCAGCCACACAGACGGAGCCAGUACGCCGGACGUCAGGCCACCCUCCUCGUCACUCUCGUACCCUGGUGCGGGUGGUAAUGACGACGCACGCAGCCCCGGAAGCGGGGGCACACCCGGACCUCUCAGUCAACAAGCGCCCGCAAGUUUGGACUCCUCGGAUCCCGACGUCACGGGUAAAUGGUGUCCGCGUAGGGAAUGGAGUUCGCCGCCGGACGCGCAGCGAGCGGCGAGCGACGCGCGUCGUGGCGUUCUUUACUCUUCCGUCUUCCUCGGUAGCCCCGGUGACGCGAGUAACGCGAGUAUCGGCAGCGGCGAGGGCACCGGUGAGGAAGACGACGAUUCGUCGGGUAAGAAGAACCAGAAGAAGAGGGGCAUCUUCCCCAAAGUCGCGACCAAUAUCCUCAGGGCGUGGCUGUUUCAACACCUCACGCAUCCGUACCCUUCGGAAGACCAGAAGAAGCAAUUGGCUCAGGACACGGGGUUGACGAUUCUCCAAGUUAACAACUGCUUUUCUACGAUUCCGUCCUGUAACUUGGUGGACAGCACGAUGACGUUACUGUUUAUUCGUGGCAUUAAUAGGGUGGCGAUGAAAACAGGGGUUGCAUAUGUUGCACGAUGUUUCCACACGGGGUUCAUCAAUGCGAGGCGUAGAAUCGUCCAGCCCAUGAUCGACCAGAGCAAUCGAGCCGUGUUUCCGCCAUUGUCCGCAGGUCCGAGCGGGGCGUACAGUCCGGACGCGACGAUGGGUUACAUGAUGGACGGACAGGCGGCGAGCAUGAUGCACCGGCCGCCCGGUGAUCCCACCUUCCACAAUCAGUACCAUUACCCGCCAGAGUACUAUGGACAUCACUUAUAAAGCAGUAGUCGCAAAUGAAGGUAGGCGAUGGAAUGACGGUUCUUGCGGAACGGGAAACGUAGCAGCGUGACGGAAGCGCAGCGUGCUCCGGUUGGCGUUUAGAGCAAGGUGCACGGGGGCAACGAGGAGCGAUUCGUCGCCUCCGGGGCGUGAUCGACGCGGAAGCGGAGAGAUAUUUCUCGGCAGCGUCGCACGUCGAGGCUCGUGAUGCCGGCUGUUUGAGCCAGGAGCACACGAUGCGGACGGUGGAAGCGGAAAAACAGCCGUCGGUCCGGUUGUGGCUCGGAAAUCGAGUAUCGAGGCGGGGCAAAAGAAACUUGUGAAGAACAAGAGAAAGAAAGAGAGUCAAAGGACGGCGGGUCUAUUCGCCAAAGCAGAGAAAGGCUCCGUUGGUGGAGAAGGGCCGACACGGGACAUGUGGAACGCGUGGAACCGGAAGCAAGAUGGCUGGAGAGAAAGAGAAAAGAAAACAAAUGGCGAGAGACACGCGGCUUGAAGGAACGAGAGUACGAGGAGCCGCGUAAUACGACGGAAAUUCAUGUGAUUGUUCUGUGUACAAAUGUCGCGGUGUAAUAUUGUAGUGAUCGAAGAAUUUAAAUGUUAAAUUUUAAUACGGUCGCGAUCGAGCUAUUAUUAAUUAACGAUUAUAUAGAGAGGACAUUGGGGGCUACGAACGAGGUAUCCUCGAACAGAGUGAUAUAGGCAAUUUCUAGCGGGCAUGUGUACAUUAAGAAUGAGUGGUAAGAAAAGCGGGAUAAAUAAAAAGGUAGAAAAAUACAAGUAACGAAGGUGGCAGAGGGGGUUGGAGAAUUAAGGCAAACCCGGUAAUCGCGAACUCAGAUCCGAGUUAAUUAAUAGAUAGAUAUCCACGUGCGGAGAGAGGCGACGAAACGGAAAAUUCGGAAGUUCUGGAGGCACGAAACUACGGAGAGUGGAACUCAAUAUGAUCGAACGAUAUAUAUGUAUAUAUAUAUACACACAAACGCGCACGCGCAAAUGCGCAUCCAUGUGUAUAGAUAUAUAUGGGUGUAUAAAUAAAUAAAUAUAAAUAUAUAUAGGAAAAAGAAUUUUAGAUACGUGGUGGGUGGCGUUUCGGAAGCCUACUAGGAAAUGAAAUGAGAGGAAGAUAAGUGCGGGCGAAAUUGAGAAAUAGUCGGUUCAAACGUUUAACAAACGUUUAAUAAACGCAUGCACGCGCGAUCAAAACGUAAAUGCCAAUCCGACAAUGAAAAAGGGUGCGAGGGUAAAGAAUAUAGGCAACGUGAGGAACUGAAUGGAACAAAUUUAAGAAUAGAGAAACAUAAACGAACGAAACAAGAGGACGCAGUAAAACAAAAGAGAAACUUUUAGGACAGAAGAAUGAAAUUGACGCGUUUGCCGGACUCGAGCGUCGAUCACAUUCACUUGCAUAUAUAUAUAGGUGACAUUGAAAUUUGUACAGUUAUUAAUUAUAAAUGAAUUUACUAAUUAAAGGAAGGAGUUAUCAUAUAAUAUAAAUAUAUACAUAACAGACACACACACUGAAGUAACAUGUGCGCCCGCCCCUCCCCCGAUUGUAAUAUAUAUAUACAAGCAAGCGUUUUAAUUGGACUUUGGGACGAUAAUUAUUCUCGUGUGUGUUGUGCCGUGUUCGAUGUGCGUACCGGAUCGAGGAGAUGCGUCGAAAGAAUACAAAAAGGAAAGAAGCGGGAAACAAGAAGAAUAGGUAAAAAAAGCAAAGAAACGGGUGGCAAAAGUGGAUAAAGUACACCGAAUCAGACCUGACGAUGGUGCGCGAAAAUGUGUGAACGCGAGAAAGGAGAACGCAAGCGACAGUUGGCGAGCGAUAUAUUUAUAUAUAUGGAAAAGGGUAUAUAUAUAAAUAUAAAUAAAUAUAUAUAUAUGUAUAUACAUAUAUAUGUAUAUAUAUAUAUACAUAUAUACACAAAAAUAUAGAUACCUGCGAAAAGAUCAGACGGUUCUUCAUCAUUCUACAACUCGAUGACACAGUUAGAUCUCUCCUCCCCGACAUGUCUGACUCCACACGUAUAGAAAACGAUACACACGCAUAAAAACACACAUACACACACAUAUAUAUAACAUAUACAGCGAUACAGAGGAAAACACGUAGCACAGGCGCGCGUAAAAUGAGCGUUAUUACCCAAGCCCCGUCUCCCCGCAUCGUAAGGAUAAUUACGAAAGGAAAGGAAAUCGCGAGAAUCUAAAAACAGGCGAACCACAUAUGAUCUACAAGUUUAAUUAAUAUAAUAUAUUGUGUAUAUAUAUAAAUAGUUAAUUGAACUGCGGCGAGUGUGGGAAGGGAGGAGAGCAAAGGAAAACCCAAGAUUGGCAAGGCUUGACGAGAGAUGUUCGCGACCGCAGAAUUCUCUCGCUCUCGUCUUUCCGCUCCUUUCUUUUCCUGCUGUUUUCUUUUUCUCUAGCCGCACCGCGGGGAGGUGAAAGGGCUCGGUAAUAAACGGAGAAUCUGUGGACCAGUGAGAUCCUCGGCGAAUAGUGGAAGUUGAAUCGGGAAACAUGUGCGACAACGAGGAGUAUCGUAUUGAAACACAUUGGUUGGUUUCUUUCGUUCUCGUCUUCUCUUGGUUUGUAAUCCUUCCUUUCUCCAAUUAUUCACUUUUUGGAUACAUACAUAUAUAUGGAGUAAAUAUCAAGAACUUAAAGAAGAUACUAUUUAUUUCAUUCAAUACUAUUAAAGAUAGUUAUCGAGACGAAUGUCAUGCCCUUUUUUAUUCACCUAUGUCUCAAAACAGAAAGAAUUGGCCCUAUAAGACGUAAUCCUUUUAGUUGGCUUUCAAAGAGGAGAAAACCCGCCCAUCGAUUUAAUCUCUGUAUUAGUGGAUAGAUUUCUGGGAAGACUUCCUGCGAUAUCGCAGUAAAAUACUCGUGCCUCGGGCAAAGAGAAACAUCGAAAGAAGUUUCGAGUAUUUCUAACGAUCCAAAAUUGGCUGCAGCUUCAUCAAAAUUUUUUCCAUUUCCAGGAAUAAGUUUGAAAACGAGAUCAAAUUUCGUUCAAAGCAUCGACGAUCUUUCUACGAAACUGUUGAUCGGUAUUCAGGAUCUGUUGAAUAUCUAUUGGAUUCUCGAAAUGAAUGCAGUUCGUGACUGUAAUCGCUGUGUAUAUUGGAUGGAACUAGCCUUGGAACUGUUUUGAAACAGAUCGUCGAAUAAAAUCGCAACUAUAUGAUGGGCCAUUUCGAUCUCGACAUUUUUCUCGACACUUUUCUCGUCCUUCCGUACCGUUUUCCUUUUAGAAAUUACUUAUCCCGUCGUUUAUUCAAUUUUUUAACAAACUAAUUGACGCAAUUACGAUGCUGAAAAUUUCUUUAGUGAACAAUUUUUAGUUUGUUAUGAAUAACUUUUUAAACAUUGAUUCAACGUUUAAUUUUAUCCGGUAAACACGAAACGCAGAAAAUAAUCGAAGAAAGAGGGAAAGAAAGAAGCAACACACGCAAAGAGUAUACACAAGCGAAGCGAAUUUUUGUGAUGUAAGGAUAAAGGAUAGAGAACAUGAAUUAGAGAGAAAGAGUUAAAAAUUUAAUUAAAUUAAACGUCGAUUAUAAAUCAACACGUGGAAGGGUGAAUAGCGUGAAGUUCCAAAUAGUUCGUCCUAGGUAUCUUUUGAUAAUCGAGUGAAUUGCUCGAUUAGCGACAGAUAACAGGAGAAACGAAACGAAGGUAAGGAGAAGGGAGACUGUGAGAGAGGCUUGGGAGAAAGAAGAUGUGAACGAACGAAAGAAACACAGAGCAUACGAGACAAAUUUUAUCGAUAUUUUCAAUACGCCCGCAUACAUGCAAUUCUUGUAUAAAAAUUUUAAUGUAAACACACUGCUCUUGCCGCGAGUCGUGACGUUUACGAGAAAAUCGAUGCUGCCGUUUCUCGUUACCCCUGUUCGAUCUCAAAAUACGAUCUUUCAAAUUGUAUUCGCGAGAAAAAUCAAUCUUCUACGGAGCGAUAACGCGAAACGACGCUCGAUUUUUUUCUAGCCACGAUCGAGCGGCGUAUUAGUAUACUGAAAGAAAAAAAAAUGAUAACCUACGUAUACCGAAAGACUCAGGUGCGAGAGAAGUCAGUUAUAGGUCCUGGUUAAUUGGCGAAAUUCCCGACACUCGUCGAGAUCCAUCGCGACCGAUUUUCCGAUCGGUAAGCGCGAGCACGCGUGCGUAGCUCCUCUUCACGAAUGCGACAAUCGAUCGUGCGAUCCUUCAUCUGCGAAUUUUUUUCCAAAUUUCGACAAUUCCAAUCUGUCACUUGAAACAAAAACUAAAAAAGAAAUGUAUAAAAAACUGAAAAGAGAAAGGCGAAAACAUGAAAACGCGUUAGCACCACGUUUUCCCGGUUGAAAUUUCUCGACGACCUGGUUACCUGGAUACAUCGUAUACGAGAAAACGCGAAAAUAGUAGAAUCUCGCGCGUUCGAAAUUGUCCCACGGCUACGACGUGUUUUUUAACAUUUUGAUGUAAAUUCUCCCAAUAUUUUUAGUAAGAACUUUUUACGACACGGGAACCGAGACUUUAUACCAUUUUACUGAAUAAGCAGCGUUCCCGUAGACGUGGAAUGUUUUCGUUUUUAUCCAAAUUGGAUCUUGUCGAUGCUAGAGGGGACGAUCUCGCGACGUCCGGUGAACAAUCGUAUAAUACAUAAUCGAUUAUCAAAUACGAGACAAUCAUGGAGACGAACGCGGAUGAUGGUCGACGAAAUGAUGCGUGAUCGAGCACGAUCGCCUACGGAGCGAAGUGUUUUUACGAAUUCUAUUUGUUGAAGAAUAUAUUGUUUUAUUUUGUUAAUGAUCGCUCCGUCAGUCGUUCCCGAUUUCGCACCGAUUCGUCGUCGCGCAUACGAGAAAUUUCAAUGGGAAACUUUAACUAGAGCUUCAUCAAAAUCAUUUUACCAAAUAAAAUGAAACAAAAUUUCCAAACAGAUAAAAUUAUAAAACGAAAAUGUAAAUUAGCAACAUUGGGCCGUCGUUUCCGUCUGUGAUGAAUUUCUCGAGUAGAUUGAUACACGGUAAAUGUCCCGAUUUACUAGCGACUAGGGACUACGACAACGACGAUUAAAUUAUUUUUUCAUGAAGAAGAUCGAUGUCCGAUGAAAAUCCCGAUAGAACAGACGCCGGUGGAACGUUCGUCGGCGCAUUUCCGUAGCAGCCUGCGAAAGUGCAACGUCCAUGGUGGACUCGCGUACGAACACGACUCCGUCUUUUUACCCCGCUCGCUGACACACCACCCCCGAGGUCGGAGAACGCGAUCAAUAUUUUCGUGGAAAUGCCCGGCGACGCAUUACGCGGCAAAGAAAAGAGUAAAGAGGGGAAAAGGAAAGAGGAAUAAACAAAAAUAUAGAAAAUAAAAGUAGGAUCGCAUGAACGAUUAACGAAAAGAGCCUAUACAAGGGGUGCGAGAUGUAUAGGCAUGUAAAAAGGGAAAUGAAAAAACGAAAGAAAAGAAAACAUAAUGUUGUAGCGUUUAUGGAAGGAAUGUGAAGACGGCGGCGAACGGACGACGUUUAUUGGCUGUUCGUUUUCUAAAUGAGUUCACCCGAUUGAAUGAAUCAUCGCCUUAAAAAUGUAUACGAAGUAACAGUAAGGUAUCUAAGUAAUAAUCAUGUUAGAAGGUAAAGAAACUUAAAACAAAGAUUUUAUGAGCGACAAGAGCGGCUAUACGGCAACGAGAGAACGCGAGUGAGAAUGAGAGAGACAGAGUCUGAGAGAAAUCGAGUGGUAGCGAGACAACGGUGCGAUCGAAGAAAUAAAUGCUGUGUAUGAAAGGAACACGUGAAUGAACGAGCGAAUGAAAUGAAACGACUAGGAAGGAGUGAUGAACAAGGAAGAGAUGGCGCGAAAGUGUAAAAAAAAAGGAAAAGAAGAAAGAGUAAUGUAUAAUUAUCGUGUAAUUACGGAAGAACGACGAUAUUAGUAACCACGUUGCCGGCGUUGGCGGCGAUGAUCAUAAUGACGACAGCGAUAACGAGUGUUGGGCGGGGUUUGUCGGCCACCUGAAGAUCGCCACUAAUCGUCAUUAUGAUCAUCAAGCGAUGAAAUGAUUAUGAAAUAAUGCUGAUGAUGAUGCUAUUCACAACAAUGAUGAUACUGAUGAUGAUAUAUGAUGAUGAUUAUGAUUAUGCUGAUGGUGACGAUGAUGUGUAUAGUAAGCUAAAAAUUUAUUAUAUCGGUAUGGAAUCAGAUUUUUUCAACUGUUUGCGUAUUGAUGACCUAUUGACACUCUUAAGUAAAAAAGAUUAAAAAAUGCAAAAAUAAGAGGAACGGUAAAUAAAUUGAACAAAAAAAAAAAAAAAAAAAAUGGAAAAAAAGAAAACUUAAUCGAAUCGAACUGUGUUCUGUGUUUGUGAAAUCGGGAAAAAACACCGCUUCUUCGAUCGUUGUUUCAGCACGAUUGUGAUAGCGCGACGACGCGGAAAUUACGAUACGCGUGUGGUCGUGCGGGAGGUGGUUCCUCCUUCGACCCCUCGAGAAUCCCCGGGGCGAGGAUGUUCGUUGAUCCCUCGCGUCGAUCUACGUAUAUUCUCACUUCUCUCUCAAGCAACUCAGAGCGAGAGAGGGAGAGAGAGAGACGCGUGUGAAAUGCAUAGAAACAGAACAAAACACAGUGAAACGGAAACUGAUACCUGUCGAUGUAAAAUAUUAGUAUUAACAUAUACGUGGGAUUACGUGCACACACGCGUCCAUCCGUUAACAAGAAAAUGUGUCUGGACACGCGCGUACACGCGUCCCCGGCUUGCGUAGAGACGCGUGACGGCGUCUCUGGCAUAGAGGGAACAGAGUCGAUCAAUCGCGUGAAUUGGCCCGGAUCGAUUGUGUUCAAAACACUCACGGAUCGCAACGUGAUGACGAUGAAAGGAAGGACGAUGUCAAAGGUGGUCUAUGUUAGAGAGUGUCCAUUGUAUAGUGUUUUUUUGAAACGUGAGCAUUAAAUGCUACAUCUUGUGUA